AUGGCAGCCGCCCUGAGCUACGACCCCGAAUACCUCGCGGCCGUCUCGGUCCUUCCUCCAACGGAGCGGCCCGACACGUUCGCGGACGUAUUUGAGCUACGGAACUUCACUGAGGAUGCUCUUUUCAACAUCAUCCACAUGUUACCGACUCCUGCGGGCAUCACCGAGACCAAGUUCCAAUACAAAAGCCUCGACAACACCACCGUCAGCCUCUACCGCUUCACCAGCAAGGAAAUCACCGACGCUACCAAGCCUGGACCUGCCGUCGUCUUUGCCCAUGGCGGAGGUGGAAUAUCCUGCAGCGUAGAGGUCUACGCCCCCCAGAUCGCCCGUUACGUCGCCGAUACGGGCAUCACUUUCUUCGCAGUCGACUACCGUCUCGCCCCGGAAGAUCCGGCCCCCGCUGCCGUCGACGAUGUAUUUGCUGGCUUGAAGUAUAUCUCAAGCCACGCUUCCGAAUUGAACAUUGAUCCCAAACGGAUUGCCGUUAUGGGCGACUCGGCUGGUGGUGGGCUUGCAGCUGGCGCAGCGCUAAUGGCACGCGACAAAGGCCUCAGCCCACCUUUGGCCAAGCAGAUUCUCGUGUAUCCCAUGCUUGACGAUCGAACCAAGUUGCCCAAAGGAUCACCUCUCGAACCGUUCCUCAUCUGGAAGACAGGCGACAACAAACAAGCAUGGGCUGCCAUUUUGGGUGAUGAGGCUGGGAAAGAGGACACCAAUGUCUCCAUCUAUGCAGCACCCGGCCGCGCCAAAGAUCUGCGAGAUCUCCCGUCCACAUACGUCGAAGUGGGAGGUCUGGAUCUUUUCCGAGCCGAGGAUCUGUCUUAUGCCAGCCGUAUUGCAGCCGAGGACAUCGAAGUUGAACUUCACUUGUGGCCUGGUCUGCCACAUGUGUAUGAAGUGGCAAGUGAGGCAACCAUUGUUAAGAAGGCUUUGGAUGCGAGAAUGAGGGCAUUGAAGACCUUUUAA
Fusarium vanettenii 77-13-4 is the source of this 969-nucleotide messenger RNA. RefSeq lists its product as uncharacterized. Bases 1 to 969 code for a protein of 322 amino acids. The record is from RefSeq and is a predicted model, not a curated record. The transcript has a single exon. Lineage: Eukaryota; Fungi; Ascomycota; Sordariomycetes; Hypocreales; Nectriaceae. Gene Ontology annotation, molecular function: hydrolase activity.